This is a messenger RNA of Carya illinoinensis, 4518 nucleotides long. RefSeq names its product putative wall-associated receptor kinase-like 16. Gene Ontology annotation, biological process: protein phosphorylation; cell surface receptor signaling pathway. Gene Ontology annotation, molecular function: polysaccharide binding; calcium ion binding; protein serine/threonine kinase activity. Lineage: Eukaryota; Viridiplantae; Streptophyta; Magnoliopsida; Fagales; Juglandaceae. The record is from RefSeq and is a predicted model, not a curated record. Gene Ontology annotation, cellular component: plasma membrane. Bases 1925 to 4225 code for a protein of 766 amino acids. The transcript is spliced from 5 exons.
CUUGAAAAUAAACGUAGAGCGGAAGAUCAAGAGAAAGCGUACGUGGCAGCUGAAGGAAGUGGCUAAUAUUUCAAAGAGUUGAGUUUUCAUGCAAUAUUUCAAAGAGAGGUGAGGAUCAUAGAUCACCAGCUAUGGAGAAAGUUAUUAGUUCUCAUGCAUGCAAUUAAUGACUUUUUCCUUUUAGUACUGCUCAGAAAAGGAAUCCGUUUAGUUACUAAAGCCUGAAGUAUCUAUUGAUCACAACGUACACUGCACCUUGUAGUCUCUAUUCAGAAUACUGCCCGGCCUCGUGGUUGUGCAAGGUUGUUGGUUGUUCCCUUGCGGUGCGUGGUUGCUGCAAAAGAGAUGUUCACAGCUAGCUAGUACUCAUGGCUCCCUGCUACUCAUGCUGCUGCUGUUCUGGUUUUGGGAUCGAUGGACACUCCAAGUUGUAUUUAAGCAUUAUUAAUAUAUAUAUAUAUAUAUAUAUAUAUGUAUGUGGGCGUGUCUAUAUAUCUAUUAUAUUAUAAUAAGUUAUUAUUUAACUGUUACAGUAACUUUUUUUUAUAUAUUUUUCUGUUAACUUUUUUUGUUUUCUGUUAAGUCUGUUUGUGUUAUAAUUAAGUCCUUUAAUUUCUUGUUUUAGAGAUACAAUUGUCUUUUUCUACUUCUCUCUCAUUUCCGAUUCUAUCUCUCCUCUCAUUUCAAACCCCUCUCCCACUCUAUGAUGUCUAUCUCUCUACCUAAUCCUCUUAAACUCAACCUCUCACGCGUUUCCCUUUCAUAAUAUUUGUCUAUAUUAUUAUAAUGUAUCUGGAUUUUAAUUUUAAACUAAUUUUUUUGUUUUCUAAUGCAUCUAAAUAUGUAAUUAUUAUACUCACCAGUCACCGACCUAUCAUUAUUCAAAGAUAUUAGCAAACAUUUUUUUUCUCUCUACGCAUUAAAUUAUUCAUUCAUCAAGUUUUUUUUUUCAAAAAAACCAUAAUAUUUUUGUAAAAAAAUCUGUUUACCUGGUAAAAAAUCUGUUUAAUCCAACUAGGUAAACGUACUCCUAACCUGAUAUAUGUAUAUAUAUACACACAUAUUGAUCAGUUCUUGGAACUUUGAAUAAAGCUUUAAUUUUGAAGUUUUUCUUUUGUCUUCCAGAGAAGAUACUUUUGGAACGUGCAUGAAUAAAUGUAUACAUAGUUUAUAAAUGUUUCUUUUGAAAAUAUUUUAAAAUUAGGAAGUUAAUUUUUUUUUUGAGCCAUUAGGAAGUUAAUCUGAUAAUUUAUAAGGAUAUAUACAAUUAAAACCAACACGAAAUUAAAGUUUUCUUCUAUAUAAGACUUUGUUGAGGGGGACCGGUCUCGUUAGAAUUUAAAAAGCAAUAUACAUAAAGCGUGUCGGUAGAAUUUGUGGGGACCGGUCUCGGUGGCCCUAGCAUUGCUUAGGAGGAUUUAUUAUCUACUAAUUCUGCCUAGUACUUAAGUGCAAAAUCCGCUUUUGAAUUUGGGUGUAUUUUUUUAAGUAUUCCCUUAAAUAAUUUAAAAAAAAUUAAAAAUUAAAAAUUUAUAAAAAAAUAUUUUCUCAAUUAUUAAAUAAAAAAUAAUAAUAAAUUGAUAGAAAAUGUCGGCCGUCCUCAGUAAGAGUACUAGUAUUUUCCAAAUCCUCCUACCUACCUGAAAAUAAUUUUAUUGAUUUAUAUUUUUAAUGCUCCUUAUUUUCUACCUUAGGCCCUUUCCAAUUAAUUGUUCAUCAGGCCAACUUGAAUUCUCUCUAUGUUAGCUUGUUUUAUAAGAGGCAGCCGCAAAGAAAGAUUGGUUAUUUCUGAAGCACAGAUCAGACCCAAAAAAGGCCAGCGAUGGCUUUGCAUGCGGGGAGUUACUUCUGAAGCACAGAGCAAAGGCAACCGCAAAGAAAGAUAAGUUAUUUCCGAAGCACAGAUCAGAAAAAAAGGUCAGCCAUGGCUUUGCAUGGAAAGCUUUUGCAACAUCUAGUAGUGCUGCUACUGCUAAUUAUUGGGGUCCAGCUAGUUUUAUCAGCACCUAAACCCAACAAUCCGAGCUGCAACCGCACAUGCGGAUCUGUUAAUAUCCCCUACCCAUUUGGCAUAGGCAAGGACUGCUACUCUGAUCCAUCUUUUCUCAUCAUAUGUAACUACUCUUUCCAGCCCCCAAAACCAUUUCUGGGCGUUGAUAAUAUAGAAGUCCUCAACAUCUCUCUUGAUGAUGGUGAACUUCGAGUCUCAAACUUGGUAUUCCGUCGUUGCCAAUGGUGGCCAGAGUAUGAUAAUCAGAAGAGUCUCCGCCGCAUGUCUGCCUUGCUCAGCUUGUCGAAAUUUCGCAUCUCACUUAAGAAGAACAGUAUCUUUGCUGUCGGUUGUAAUUUUUUCGCCUACAUUAGUGUUUCGCAUGAACAAGAUUAUACGUUCAUGUCUGGUUGCAUAUCAUUCUGUGGCAACAGUUCCGGUUUGGUUAACGGCUCUUGCUCUGGCCUUGGCUGUUGCCAUUCUGCUAUCCCAGAAAACACAACGAAUUAUAAUUUGGCCGUUCAGAGUAUUUACACUAAUGGAUCCAGCAGAACCUCGGGGCAAUCAUGUGGUUUAGGUUUUAUUGGGGAAACACAGGCAUACAACUUUUCCACCUUAGAUUUUACAAAUUUAACGAACAGGGAGACUGUACCCCUGGUGCUUGAUUGGGCAAUUGAAAAUAAGAAAUGCAAAGAUGCUGAGAAAAAUAUGACAAGCUAUUUAUGCAAAGCAGCCAAUAGUUGUUUGGAAGCCAAAGGUCUUGGGUAUAUUUGCAAGUGCCCCGACGGUUAUGAAGGGAACCCAUACCUUCCUGAUGAAGACAAGGAUAGUUGCAAAGAUAUUGAUGAGUGCAAACAUAGUCCGUAUCCCUGCAAUGCUACUGCAAUAUGUACCAACACUAAAGGGAGCUACACAUGUACAUGUCCCAAUGGAUAUGUCGGCGAUGGGAGGAAUCCGCAUGGAACGACAGGUUGUAGUCGAAAAGACCAAUCAAAGAUCAUCAUUAUUGCCCUGGGUAUCAGCAUAAGCCUCUUGAUCCUGCUUGUGGGAACUUCAUUGGUAUAUUGGGUAAUGCAAAGAAGAAAGCUCAUAAAACUGAAAGAGAACUUCUUCCAACAAAAUGGUGGCUUAAUCUUACAACGACAACUCUUGAAUCACAAAGAAUCAGUUGAGCCAGCCAAAAUCUUUAGCGCAAAAGACCUUGAAAAGGCCACUAACAACUAUGAUAAAAGUAGAGUCCUUGGUCAAGGAGGCUUCGGAACUGUUUAUAAAGGAGUUUUAUCAGAUGACAAAGUGGUGGCCAUUAAGAAGUCCAAUGUUGUUGAUCAGAGCCAGAUUGAGCAAUUUAUAAAUGAGGUAGUUGUGCUUACUAAAAUUAACCAUAAGAAUGUGGUUAAGUUAUUAGGUUGUUGUCUUGAGACCGAAGUACCCUUACUAGUAUACGAGUUCAUCACGAACGGAACACUUUUUGACCAUAUUCAUGAUAAAAACCUAUCAUCCUCGCUCUCAUGGGAAAAACGUUUGAAGGUGGCAUCGGAAACCGCAGGAGCCUUAGCAUACAUACAUUUCGAGACUUCUAUGUCUAUUAUACAUAGAGAUGUGAAAACUACAAAUAUACUUUUGGAUGAUAACCACACAGCAAAAGUGUCUGACUUUGGAGCUUCAAGACUGGUUCCUCUUGACCACACACGAUUAACAACCGUGGUGCAGGGAACUUUGGGAUACUUGGACCCAGAAUACUUCCAUACUAGCCAACUAACUGAAAAAAGUGACGUCUAUAGUUUUGGUGUUGUUAUUGCAGAGCUACUAACAGGUGAAAAGGCACUUUCCAUGGAUAGGCCGGAAACUGAAAGAAAUCUAGCAAUGCAUUUUGUUAUUGCAAUGAAAGAGGAUCGCCUACUUCAAAUUAUUGAUGAUCGCAUUCUUACAGAAGGUAAUAUUGAAGAAAUAAAGGAAGUUGCAAAUAUAGCCAAAAAGUGCUUAAAGGUAAGAGGGGAGGAUAGACCUAGCACGCAGCAAGUAACAAAGGAGCUGGAGGGAUUAAGACUUCUAGAAAAACACUCGUUGAAAAGGGUUGAUCCCAACACACAACAAAUCACUAAGCCUUUGCCCAAUGCACCUACACAUUCUUCAGGAACUGAUGUUGACAUUGGCAGCUCUUCUAUGAGUACCAUUGUUGCAGAUGACAGCAUGAAAAAUCAAAUACUAAAACCAACAGAUAAUGAUGCCAGAUAAUUUGUUCAUCCACAUUGAAGGCUAGCUAGCAUAGCCUAUCUCUCGUAGACAUUCAUCAUCACCACCCAUUGCUAGCCAUCCACGUACACUCAUUUUCUCCAAUUGUUUACUUGCCCCUUGCCACCUACAAGUGCUUUCUUACUCUCUCUUUCUGCCUCUCAACCACCUUCUUCCUCCAAUUCGAUCUCUUCCCACCCCUUAGAUCUCUCUCUCUCUCUCUCUCUCUCUCUCUCUCUCUCUCUCUCUCUCUCUCUCUCUCUCUCUCUCUCUCUCUCUCAUAUAUAUAGAUAUAU